Molecule: messenger RNA, 1225 nt
Organism: Dicrocoelium dendriticum
Lineage: Eukaryota; Metazoa; Platyhelminthes; Trematoda; Plagiorchiida; Dicrocoeliidae
Source: the annotation of a GenBank genome assembly
GAUGUUUACGAUGCGCCCUGUUAUUCUCUGGGUUUGACCUGCUCAUCACACAGCGCAGAAAUAUAAUGGAUGAUUCGCUCGAUUCAUCAGCACUCGAAGGAUCCGCAGCAGCUUUCCGAUUAUUCGAAGCCUAUCGUGAGGGAAACCUUGACUGUGACGUAAUCAGCACACAGAAGCCAACGAAUAAACAGCACAAGAAAACACUUUCACGGGAAUCACCACCUACUAAUGCAGCCCGAGAUGAAUCGAACCCAGUAUUACCUCGCUCGUGGUGUCUUCCGUCGUCAGCCUCCAAAGAGAGUUCGAUGCAAGGGAACUCCUUCGGCAAGCUUUGCGGUUCUAACAACUAUCUAAGUACGCCUGCCCAGGUGACCGAGACGGAUACCGUAUCACGAGCUCCAUACGUCGCAGAACCCAAACAUGGUGACAGUCCUCACAAAAUGAAUCGUGGGAACGCGAUUCUGGUCAAUCAGCGACAGCGUGGAAAUCCGAUUCUCAAACACAUACACAACGUUGCCUGGGAGUAUGCAGUUAUUGAACCGGACUACGUUGUUGGACGAAAUCACUGUGCAUAUUUUCUCAGCCUCCGAUAUCACAACUUGAACCCAGAAUAUAUUUUCAAACGUGUUAGACAGACGAAACAAAACUAUCAACUGUCUGUACUGUUGUGCCAAAUAGAUGUGACUGAUCCACAUUAUCCGCUGAAAGAACUGUGCAAGUUUUGUCUUUCGGAAAAACUAACCCUCAUGUUGGCUUGGAAUGCUGAAGAGGCAGCCCGUUACCUGGAAGCCUACAAAGCCUUGGAGAACAAGCCUCCGGAUGGUCUGAUGCAUGAACCUGCGAAUGAAACAGAUCGCCUGGCUCAGAUCACAGACUUUCUCACGGCUGCUCGACCUGUCACCAAGGCCGAUGCUAUCUCAGCUGUGAAUAAAUUCGAGACAGUCGCUGAUAUGAUACUCGCAGAUGAAAAUGAACUUGUAUCUUGCCCCGGAUUCGGUCCAAGAAAGGCUCAGAAGUUGUACAGUGUGUUUCGGAUGCCUUUCAAGCGAGAGCUAAGAUAAUUGUCGGAGAACAAAAAGCAUUUUCACAUUGUAUUACCUUCCCUUUUCCUCCCCACCGGGCUUGGUUCCUUCAGCUGUUUUAUCUCGAAAACAUGCGAUCAUCCAUUGAUAGCCUCUAUUGUUACAUGUAACCAAGUACUUUAUAUACAGGCGCUGUCUGAUUG